This is a messenger RNA of Macrobrachium nipponense, 548 nucleotides long. Its product is annotated as pro-resilin-like. The record is from RefSeq and is a predicted model, not a curated record. Gene Ontology annotation, cellular component: extracellular matrix. Bases 51 to 461 code for a protein of 136 amino acids. The transcript is spliced from 3 exons. Lineage: Eukaryota; Metazoa; Arthropoda; Malacostraca; Decapoda; Palaemonidae.
AGAUUUUCUCUGGGAAAUCUCUCUCUCUCUCUCUCUCUCUCAUUGACAACAUGAUGGCGAAGGUCCUCGUUGUGUUCUUAGGCUUGGCUGCCCUCGUGGCCGCUGACAGCUUCGAAAGAUACUCCUAUUCCGCCCCACGGGCAAGAUUCUCCUCUGGCUCCGCCGAGUCCUUCGAGUCCGGUGAGGCUCGUUACAACUUCAACUGGGCCGUCAACCACGGCCCCUCCCGCAACGACUUCGGACACGAGGAAGCCGGUGACGGAGAGAACACCCAGGGAUCCUACUUCGUCCACCUCCCCGACGGCCGCCUGCAGAAGGUGGCCUUCCGUGCCUCUGAUGACGACGGAUACAUCGCCGAGGUCACCUACUCCGGUGAGGCUCAGUUCCCCGACUCCUUCGAAUCCUACGAGUCCCGCGAGGCUCCCAGGAGGUUCUACUAUGGCUCCAACGAGUCCAAGUAAAUCUCUUCUUUCCCAUGACCUGAGAAUACGUACAAGUCUUAUUGCCUCUGAUGUAAUUUAUUCAUUUAUUUAAAUAAAAAUGCAAUA